ACCAUCACCACAAACGCUAGGGUUUAGCUUUCGGGUCUUACGAAAGAAUGUUAUAUAUCCUCAUCUCAUUUCUUGUGACUUGUGAGAGUCAGACCCUCCUCUCUCAUCUCCUCACAUCUUCUCAGAACCAGAAUCGCAUGCAGCCGCACGGCCUCGUUAAUCCUCAUCCUCUUCUCUUCUUCUCGCAAGUUGCUGCAGGCAGCACCAGGAGCCUCCGUUUGCCGAUGACGUGACACAGUAACAACACAUUGAGACAUCGGGUAACUUUAGUCCUCGUAACAGAGGAUCAAGGCAACUCGUUGAGGGUUUCGUAAUCCAUCCAUCUCUCUUUCAAUACUCUCCCUACUUGCCCAUGCAUUUUUCGGAAAUAAGUCCACCCAUGGAGGUAGCAACGCGAUUCUCAUCCCAAAAUCACUUCCAUCCACACAGCUUCUUUACAAAACCCAACGUCAAACUUCCGGUAAGACAAGCUCACCGCAUCCAAUGUUUUCGUAUACGCUGCAAUGGACCUCGGUUUCACCUCAAUACAACCCCUGCAUUAAGCGCAACAACACUUUUUCCUUCUUUCAAAUAAGGAAAUUAUUCCAAUGCAUAGCGGCAACGACGGGGAAGCAAUUGUUGCUGCUCCUGGUGGUGACGAUUGUAGAACCCCACCUUUCAGACGAAAAACAUUCAAAAACAAGUUUUUGAACUUCGUGCGGUUCAGUUCUGUGAUCAACGAUGCUGCGGAAUCGUUCUUCAAGAGCGAGAUAAGGAGGAGAUUGUUCGUGACUGCCGUGCUGAUUGUGGUUAGUCGUAUUGGUUAUUUCAUUCCUCUUCCUGGAUUUGACAGAAGGUUGAUACCGCAAGACUUCCUUAGCUUUGCCUCUGGAAGUGUUGAUGAACUUGGCGACUUCUCCUACGAGCUCAAGUUAUCUCUUUUCCAGCUUGGAAUUAGUCCCCAGAUAUUUGCGUCUAUUAUUAUGCAGGUACUGUGUCAUGUUAUUCCUUCUCUAGUAAAGCUCCGCAAAGAAGGUUUGGAUGGACACGAGAAGAUUAAGAGUUAUAUAUGGUGGAUGUCAUUUGGCUUUGCAAUUUUGGAAGCUUUUAUAAUAUCUUGCCACUCGCUUCCAUAUUCAAUCUAUGCCGCCAGCCAAUGCAUCAAACAUGUAUUGGUGACAACCUGUUUGUUGGUUUGCGGUGCAAUGACUAUUACAUGGAUCUGUGACACUAUAUCAGAAUCUGGAUUUGGUCAAGGUUCAUCUCUCAUCAUAUGUGUGGGAAUACUCACGGGUUACGUGGAGACACUACACAAAAUGAUCACUCAGCUUUCCGUGAAUGGUCUGGGUGGUGUGACUUGGUGCCAAUAUCUGCUUGCAGUGUUGGGUAUUUUCACCAUAGUUACUAUGUGGGCAGUUGUGGUAACUGAAAGUUGCAGGAAAGUAAAGCUUCAGUACUAUGGUUUCAAACUUGCUUCUGCUGCAAGGGAGCAAUCACCAAUUACUGAAGUCGAACCGUAUAUUCCUUUCAAUAUUAAUCCAUCUGGAAUGCAACCUGUUCUUACUACCUCUUACCUCUUAGCAUUUCCAAGUAUUCUAGCCAGUCUGCUUCAAUCACGUUUCUGGGAGCACGUAAAGGAGAUAUUGAACCCUGAAAAUUCUGUUGGUGCUGAGCCAUGGGUUUACUAUUCAAUAUAUGCUCUUUUUGUCUUCCUAUUCAAUAUAUUUGAUAUUGCUAACCUGCCAAAGGAAAUUGCUGAUUACUUAAAUAAGAUGGGUGCAAGAAUACCAAACAUAAAGCCUGGAAAGGCUACUAUAGAAUACCUAAUAAAGAUUCAGGCAUCCACACGAUUUUGGGGGGGACUGCUGUUAAGUGUAUUGGCCACUACAUCUACUAUUCUUGAUCACCAUUUACGGCGCAUCAAUGCUGGAUUUGCUAUUGGUUUUACCUCAGUUCUAAUUAUUGUUGGUUCCCUUAUCGAACUUAGAAGAUCAUAUCAAGCAUAUAAUGUGAUGCCAAGCUUAAGCAAUGCUUUGAAACGUUAUGGCGUAUAGCAUCUCUAAAGGCCAUGCUGUCAUACUUCUGCACCAUUCUAUUUAAUACCUCGAGGAUAAUCCUUCGCUCUCUGUUGGUAAGUCGUAUGAAUUUCCAGGAAGCUUGUAUUUCUGAGUUAUACAAGUAUAGCUUGUGGAUCAUACCGUGAGGUCAAGUAGCAUACAAGGUGCUAAAUGCUGCGACUAAAAGUUGAUAAGUGGCAGUAGCUGAUUCAGACGCCUUUUUUUUUCUCACUUUUUAAUUUAUUUAAUAUACGUGUGAAAAAGUUUGUUUGCUGCGAAACUGUUGCUAAUAUAGUUGCUGCUGCUGCAGCUGAGCUUUGUACAGGGAAGUACAUACUAGUAGCAAUAUAUUUUAGAAUACUAAUUGGGAGGCAUGUCUUACUACAUUUGAAGGUAAUUUACUCUUACAACUGGAUGAAAUGCCAUGUGAGACCUUUUCGCUUGACUAAAUAGCAUUUCGCAUCUCUUUAUGCUUAAACUAAACAUGAAAGAGAUACCUUUCCAAAAAAAGGAAAAUACCUUCUAAUACUUCCGUCUUUUGGAUUAUUGUACCUAUAAUGCACAUUAUACAUGUCUAUUGGCACUCCUUAA
Messenger RNA from Arachis ipaensis, 2627 nucleotides. The record is from RefSeq and is a predicted model, not a curated record. Lineage: Eukaryota; Viridiplantae; Streptophyta; Magnoliopsida; Fabales; Fabaceae.